This is a messenger RNA of Vanrija pseudolonga, 309 nucleotides long. RefSeq lists its product as uncharacterized. Bases 1 to 309 code for a protein of 102 amino acids. The record is from RefSeq and is a predicted model, not a curated record. NCBI's taxonomy places the organism in Eukaryota, Fungi, Basidiomycota, Tremellomycetes, Trichosporonales, Trichosporonaceae. The transcript has 2 exons.
AUGGCCACCAACAACUACCGCAUGGCCACCUACGUCAGCCCCUACCCGGAGCUGACCGAGGUCGUCGCCUGGCUCGACGCCUACCGCGCCGGCGAGCACGACCCCGAGUACAUGUGCCGCAACUGCGUCUCGGGCGGCGCCAACACUUGCCCCCACUGGAAGAAUAUCACGGGCUACACCGAAGCCCAAUACUACGCGCACAUGAUCAGUAUUGGUCGCGGUGCCCAGCAGGCCGAGGCGGACGUCCACGCGUUCCGCACCAUUCGCAACUGGCAGGUGGGCCAGCAGAUGACCCGUUGGCCUGCUUGA